UGCGCAGCGCUCAGCUUCGCCAUGCGUCCCGGGGUGCGGGGGCCGCUGUGGCCGCUGCCCUGGGGGGCCCUGGCCUGGGCCGUGGGCUUCGUGGGCGCUGUCGGCUCGAGGGACCCCGCGCCUGCUGGGGUGUGCUGGCUCCGGCAGGGCCCCGAGGCCACCUGCAGCCUGGUGCUGAGGACGGACGUGAGCCAGGCUGAGUGUUGCGCCUCCAGCAACAUAGACACCGCCUGGUCCAAUUACACACAGCCCGAGAACAAGAUCAACCUCCUGGGCCUCUUGGGCCUGGUCCACUGCCUGCCUUGCAAAGAUUCCUGUGACGGCGUGGAAUGCGGCCCCGGCAAGACGUGCCGUAUGCUGGGGGGUCGCCCGCGCUGCGAGUGCACGCCCGACUGCGCGGGGCUCCCGGAGCGCAUGGAGGUCUGCGGCUCGGACGGCGCCACCUACCGCGACGAGUGUGAGCUGCGCACCGCGCGCUGCCGCGGACACCCGGACCUGCGCGUCAUGUACCGCGGCCACUGCCAAAAGUCCUGCGAGCGCGUGGAGUGCCCGCGGCCACAGUCCUGCCUUGUAGACCAGACGGGCAGCGCGCACUGCGUGGUUUGUCGCGCGGCGCCAUGCCCGGUGCCCUCCAAUCAGGGCCAGGAGCUCUGUGGCAACAACAAUGUCACCUACAUCUCCUCGUGCCACCUGCGCCAGGCCACCUGCUUCCUGGGCCGCUCGAUCGGCGUGCGCCACCCAGGCAGCUGCAGAGGAUCCCCCAGACAGAAGGCAGAGGAGGAGGAGCAGGCGGAAGAGGCCGAGUCUGAGGAAGAGGAGAACUUCGUGUGAGCUUCGAGGGACCCAGCCACGCGUCCCCCGGUUUAUUUAUUACAUCUUCAGAGUCUAAUUUAUGUCCCACAGACGCGCUCCCAACCUGGCUUGGGACCACGUGGGGACCCCACAGUGCCCCGAUGAUGUCUUGGAAGGGUUGAAGGAAGAAGCCCAGGAAGGUACCCCGUGUGGCACCCGGGGUAGCGAGCCUUAGAGGGGCCUAAGCAGCUUCUGGUCCUUGGCAUGUGGCUGUCACUUAGCAGUGCCACCCAGAACACAGGGAAGCUCUUUUGGCCCCACUGCCUCUGUAUCCCCUUUGUGUCCUUGUGUGUCCCUGGGCUGGCUCCCAUUCAUGCCUCCUGACACAGCUCCUGGCUUGGCCCGCUAAUGGCCAGCCUUCACGUGGUUCGCCUGGUGAUAUCCUGUGGUCUCAGAUACUGGGUGACCAGCACCCACCCCGAACUCACCACUAUGUCCAGCAGCACCUGAUUGACUUGGGGCAGGACCUAGAGAGAACUGUGACCCCAGUUCACUCACAGGCCAGGGUGCGGUGCAGACAGCAGGACCCCUAGGGGUGCCCAUGCCCGUGGCCAUGCGCCCGUGCGGCUCUGGGCUUCCACUCUUACAUAUGGCUCCCAAAAGUUUCUUCUUGCCCACCAGUCCAGCUAGGCAUAGUGACUGCAGGUGCUGUUGGGGUGUGGGGGGGGGGGCUAGACAGCAGAGAUUCCCCAUCCUCCAUUUGAUUGUUGUUCAGAAUCACCAAGUGUGCCUUCACGGAGAAUAGAGGCUCAAACUGGACAUGGGGCCACCCAGCAGGAAGGGAGCCUGUCUCCCCAAAUCCAGGGUGGGCAGUUUGGGGGCAUGUUGCCCAUCCAGCUGCAGCCCCUGGCCAUGCUUUAUGAUGAUGUCCCAGAAAUGGGUCCUGGGCGGGGGGGCCAGGACCAGGCAACUUCCUUGUCUCCUGGGGUGCUGUCUUACCAAAAUAAUAAAAUCAGAAAAAGCCA
Molecule: messenger RNA, 1817 nt
Organism: Cavia porcellus (domestic guinea pig)
Lineage: Eukaryota; Metazoa; Chordata; Mammalia; Rodentia; Caviidae
Gene: Fstl3
Product: follistatin like 3
Exons: 5
Coding region: 22-831 (269 amino acids)
Biological process (GO): multicellular organism development; regulation of BMP signaling pathway; negative regulation of activin receptor signaling pathway
Molecular function (GO): protein binding; activin binding
Source: RefSeq, a predicted model, not a curated record